AUGACGGUCACAUUUCAACCAUACACACCUGCAACCUCGCUCGGCGACGAGCUAGCCAUUAUUUUUGCCUUCAGCGCAGCCAUGGUCGGGACCAUGAUUAUCUAUGUCUUCUUCUGGAGAAUCCGACAGAAACAGAACCAUGAAGAGGACCUCGUCCGCCGUAGAGCCCUUCAAGUCCGUACGGCCUCCCGCGCAGAGACCUUCAACUUUGACCUGCAGCUUGGUAAUAUGGCCACUGUCACGGCUGGUGGGGGAAGUGUUGCGGACAGCUGGGAUCUGGGCUCUGUUGUGGCAUCUAGUUCUGGCGCUGCUGGUGUGCAUGAGAAGAUGAUGGAUCGGGAUCGGGAUCAGUUUGCGACUCCUGAGAAUCGGGUCGAGCUGCCGGUUCAUGGAAUGGAAUUUGUGCGAGGGGGGAAGUUUGUCGGGUCGUAG
Messenger RNA from Penicillium verhagenii, 432 nucleotides. RefSeq lists its product as uncharacterized. The transcript has 2 exons. Lineage: Eukaryota; Fungi; Ascomycota; Eurotiomycetes; Eurotiales; Aspergillaceae. The coding region runs from base 1 to 432 and encodes 143 amino acids. The record is from RefSeq and is a predicted model, not a curated record.